This is a messenger RNA of Salvelinus namaycush (lake trout), 4105 nucleotides long. RefSeq names its product cytochrome b5 reductase 4-like. The record is from RefSeq and is a predicted model, not a curated record. Gene Ontology annotation, cellular component: endoplasmic reticulum. Lineage: Eukaryota; Metazoa; Chordata; Actinopteri; Salmoniformes; Salmonidae. Gene Ontology annotation, molecular function: oxidoreductase activity; heme binding. Gene Ontology annotation, biological process: superoxide metabolic process; generation of precursor metabolites and energy. The transcript has 16 exons. Bases 136 to 1698 code for a protein of 520 amino acids.
AUCAUCUGCAGCUACCGCGGGAAUGUAGUUUUUAACAGUGACAACGCCAAAUAGGUGUUGUUUACAUAGUCAAAUAUUUUUGUACGAACAAUGAAUUGAUUCCUUCAGAAUUUGGCCUGCAUUCGAAGAGUCGCGAUGCUGAACGUCCCAUCCCAGUCGUUCCCUGCAGCCAGCUCUCAGCAGCGUGUUGCUCCGGCCGGUCAGUCCGGCAGGAACAAGGUAGCAUUGAAGCCUGGUCACAGUCUGAUGGACUGGAUCCGUGUGGCUAAGAGUGGCCGGGACCUGACAGGGCUGAGAGGUAGACUCAUAGACGUCACAGAUGAGGAGCUGCAAAAACACAGCACACGGGACGACUGUUGGACCUGCAUACGAGGCAUGGUUUAUAAUGUGAGCCCCUACAUGGAUUUCCACCCUGGAGGAGAAGAGGAACUGAUGAAGGCAGCUGGGAUAGACGGAACAGACCUUUUUGACCAGGUCCACCGGUGGGUGAACUAUGAGUCCAUGUUAAAGGAGUGUCUGGUAGGGAGGAUGGCUGUGAAGGCCAGCACUGCUCUCAAAGCUCAGUGUGUGAUAAAGGACAGCAUCACUCAUUUAAAUGGUCUAGCCCCCCCUUCUCCGCCCACCUCCAUGCUCCCUCCUGCUUUCCUCACCCCUCCCUCACCCUCCUCAUCACUGCAACCCUCAGCCGCCCCGCCACCAACCCAACCCAAAGACGCCCGGCCCAGGUAUGACUGGUUUCAAACUGAUGUCACAGUCGAUAUUGUGGUUUACACUAAACGGAAGCUCCCCAGCUCUGGCUGUACCAUAGUUGACCUGCAAGAUGGUGUUCUACGGGUGGAAGUUCUUCUGGGGAAAAUGUCCUACAUGCUGCGUCAACGUCUAGCCCAAGAAGUAGAUGGAAGCGUUGCUGUCCACACAGUGUGUGUUGUGGGGAAGAUUCAGGUCAGCAUGCGUAAAGCGGCCAAAGGAAAGUGGGAGGAGCUUGGUGAACCACUGGAAUUCCAUGAUUCUCUUUUCAGGAAGAAAGAUCGAGCGAUCUUCUACAGGGAGUGUAUGUUAGUUUCUAAGACGGAGGUCACACACGACACCUGGGUGUUCCGGUUACAACUCCCUCUAGGGACACUCAUGCACGUGCCAGUUGGGAAACACAUCUACCUCAAGGCCCUCAUCCAAGACAGUGAGGUGGUGAAGCCCUACACGCCAGUCGAGGAAACACUGGUACCAGCUACACUGGACUCCACACAGGGGACUGCAGCCACUGACAUUUUCCUCAUGAUCAAAGUCUACCCAGAUGGAGUGUUGACUCCACACCUAAACAACCUCAACAUCGGUGACCACCUGUCUGUCAGCAGUCCGGAUGGUCCGUUCAGUCUCCGCCUCCUGCGUGAGGUCACUCAACUCUACCUGUUAGCAGCCGGCACGGGGUUCACGCCCAUGGCUCGAGUGAUACGAUUGGCCCUCCAGGAGCUGGGCGCACUCAGGUUCCAGGUGGAGUAUAUUCUGUCAGAGCCAUGUGAUGGGUGGACAGGCAGGAAGGGGCGGGUUGAGGCCUCCAUGCUGACUGACUUCCUGGUUAGGCCUGAAGACUCAAAGGUCUUUGUGUGUGUGUGUGGCCCCUCAGACUUCACCGAGCUGACUGUGGGGUUGGUGAGACAGCAAUGUUUCAGUGAAGAGGAGAUUUAUGUGUUCCAGGGCUGAGCGUCAGUCUCAGACCUGACAUAUCUCAACCUUACAGCCUGAGGUGUGUGUGUGUGUGUGUGUGUGUGUGUGUGUGUGUGUGUGUGUGUGUGUGUGUGUGUGUGUGUGUGUGUGUGUGUGUGUGUGUGUGUGUGUGAAAGAAGACACAAUUUGUGAGAGAGUGUCUGGGAGAGAAGAUAUGUUGUUAGGCUGCCGGCCAAUGUGUUUUUUGGCACAAUGUCUUUCUAUGCACUGUAGACUGAACUGAUGGACCUGACUCCUGUGGUUAGCAGCGAUGCCAGAGACCCACAGAGGCUCUUUGAAUCUGGAAGGAAAGCAGCUCUGUCUGUCUCUCUCUCUCGCUCCUUCUCUGUGUGUGUCUUUGUCUCUCUUUCUCUGGUGCUUUGAAACACGGAUGGACAGUCAUUCUCUCUGGUCGCUUAGGACGUGACCGCUGGGCUCUCUGAGCUGGUGAAUCACACACAAAGGAUGAAUGGCCAAUUACCCAGCAGCACUGAACCCUCAGGUCAACAUCAUCAGCUCACUGUCUGUCUAUGUCUGUACCAGAGCUUUUUGAACCAUCCUGUUCUUGUACACUCCUCUGCUCUGACCACAGAGAGAGAGGUCUGGGGUUGUUUAUGAGAGGUCACUAACAUGACCACAGAGAGAGAGCUCUGGUGUUGUUUAUGAGAGAUCACUAACAUGACCACAGAGAGAGAGCUCUGGGGUUGUUUAUGAGAGAUCACUAACAUGACCACAGAGAGAGAGCUCUGGGGUUGUUUAUGAGAGAUCACUAACAUGACCACAGAGAGAGAGCUCUGGGGUUGUUUAUGAGAGAUCACUAACAUGACCACAGAGAGAGAGGUCUGGUGUUGUUUAUGAGAGAUCACUAACAUGACCACAGAGAGAGAGAGAGGUCACUACCAUGACCACAGAGAGAGAGGUCUGGGGUUGUUUAUGAGAGGUCACUAGCAUGACCACAGAGAGAGAGGUCUGGUGUUGUUUAUGAGAGAUCACUAACAUGACCACAGAGAGAGAGGUCUGGGGUUGUUUAUGAGGAGUUCUGAUCAUUAAAUCUUCCUUUUGUUGAAGAAGUAAUGAGCAUUUCCAGCCUGUUGUUGGCAUAUACCCUCCUACAGAGAGUUAUUAUUAUUCAGAUAGUUGUUUAGGCUGUGCUGCUGCUGUUCGUCUGUUCUGCAGCCUGUGGUUCUGUUUGAGAGAGACUGAUGGUUAAGCAGACCAGUCUUCAGAAUCAGUACUUUUACUCUCUCCCCCUCUUCUUGAUCUCUCGCUCUUUUAUCUCUCUCCCUCCCCUCUCUCUUUCUCUCUCACAGGUUGUUGUAGUACUCACAGUAGGUGAUACAUACCAAUGGGAAUACAUUACGCAAUACAUUACACACCUACGUAAAUGUAUUUAAAUAAUUAAAUAAUAUUUUUAUUAUAUGUAUUUAAUUCAUUAAUACCUCGAGCCCACAGUGAUCUGAUUAAGUGCUUGAUGUUUGAUGCAGUUAAAUGAUUCUAAAAUGCGUCCGGGAAUCCUGACCAUGCGUCCUUUACUCUUUCUCACUCUUGUGAAAUACAUGAGGUUGGUAAGGAACCAACUAUCGUGAUUUCUCCUGGAACAUCAAACUGCCAGACCGAACUAUGUCAAUCCUGCAGAGUUGUUCUAUGCUAAGAGUGCUCCCUCUUAUUAGGUUAAUAGCGGAGCUACAUCUUACCAGAGGGGCUCUUAUCUGGCCGUUUCCAGCUGCCAGCUGCCUCUUUAGAUGUAUCCUUUCAGGUGUCAUUACUGAGUCAAUCUGGGUGGAAAUGGAACAAAAUGUCCAUGAAAUUGAAGGUGUAUUUUCAUGAAAUCUCGUAGAUGUCGUUUUGAAGGAAGAAACUUUUAUAUUGGACAUUGGUAUCUAUUAAGGAUGUCCAUGAAUGAAUGUGAUCUUGGCCUUUUCACAUUUAAAAAAAAUCGAAUUUAUACUCUGUAGAACGUAUGGAAGGUGCCAUUUAAAAACCUUACCCUGCGUGGCAUUUACUUUUUAAUAACAUCAAAGUACAUAAUCUCAUGGUAAUUUUCUUCCUUUUUCACACAAAAUGAAUUGCAGCAUUUCUUGCCACUGAACAUAACAGUUUCAAAGAUCACACCUGUCAACGUAACACACAAGGCCAUGGUACGUGCAAUACAAUAAGUCAAGCUUCUAUGGAUGAAAAGAACUUGAUGAAAGUACCACUUUGUUUUUGUCAUGCGAAACAAUGACUGAAAUGUGUUGGGUUCUGGUUUUUAAAGAAAUACACAAGCUGAUUAUUUCGAUUGGUUUUGUAGCUCAUCUAAUGUUGAUCUAACCACAUCUUUUUUAAUACAUAUCCAGUUUUGUACAUCAUGCACAUUAUAACAAGCAUGUCAGUCAUAUGAGCUGUCCUGAAGCAAAUUAAAACA